UAUCACGAACGAAUAAUAUGACUACUGCCCAUUCCACUGCCGAUUCAAAUGUUAACGUUAUAAUAUUUGACGCUUCAAAAAAUGAGCGGAGGUUGAACGAGGAAUUUAAAGUUCUUCAGAGAAAGUUGAAACCGAAAUGGAAGUUUAUAGAAAACAACGACGUCCUAUCGCAAGAAUCGCUAACUACUGGCAAGGUCUUAGUAUUGCCAGGCCCUCGUAGCAAAUUCACCGAACUCGAAAUGAACGCUAUCAGAACGUUCAUAAAUUCUGGAGGAAACGUAUUGGUCAUGCUUGGCGAAGGUGGGGAAAAUAAAUUCAAUACGAAUAUCAACUUUUUGUUGGAGGAAUUUGGAAUUAUGGUGAAUAAUGAUAGUGUGGUCAGAAUGAACUACAGUCAAACAUUUCAUCCGAAGGAAUGUGUCAUAUCAGAAGGAUUGUCAAAUAAAUCAGUUUUCGUGAAAAAUCGCGACGAGUACACAGGUUUGAAGUACUUGUAUCCAUACGGGGCAACUUUGAAUGUGGUACAACCAUCCAGUGUGACUCUAUCGAGUGGGGCAGUUGCUAUACCAACAAAUAGACCAAUUUGUGCUUACUACUCGUCAAAAUCGAACGGCGGUAAAUUGGUUGUCUUGGGCUCGUCGAGAAUGCUGACGGACAGUUACAUAGAGAAAGAAAGAAAUGACCAAUUUAGGGAAAUGUUGUUUGAAUUCUUUAGUUCUGACGAAGUAACUGUGAAACACACGCAACCCGAUGAUAUUGACUAUUGGGAGUACAAUUUUGUUCCGGAUACAACUCAGCAAGCGGACAUCCCAAAAGUUUGCACCCAAGAAUUAGACAACAUUGAAAUACCACGAGAAUACACCAAGCUGUUCAAACAACACUUUUACUCCAUACAUUUGAAUAUGAUUCCUGCAUGUAUCAAGGCAUAUGAAGUUUUAGGGGUGAAAAAGCAGCCGUUGACGUUAAUUACCCCCCAGUUCGAGACCCCUUUACCACCAACACAGGCAUCGGUCUUCCCACCGAGUUUUCAAGAACUUCCACCACCAGCUUUAGAAUUGUAUGACUUAGACGAAGCCUUCAGUUCUGAUUUGCUAAAAUUAUCACAACUUUCCAAUAAAUACUUGGCUAAUAAAAAUCAAUCAAAUGAAAUGGAGUUGGACUACUAUAUAAGAGAAUUUGGAGGAAUAAUACGAAUCCCUAAUGCAGAAUCGUGUACGGCUAAAGAAGUGUUGAACAAUAUUUUCCAAAAAUUAGCUAAUUUCAAAAAAGUACAUACUUAAUUAUUGAGCCAAUUAUCAAUACAAUCAACAAACAAUUACCGUGUAUAUACAU
This is a messenger RNA of Neodiprion fabricii, 1332 nucleotides long. RefSeq names its product intraflagellar transport protein 52 homolog (gene IFT52). Lineage: Eukaryota; Metazoa; Arthropoda; Insecta; Hymenoptera; Diprionidae. The transcript is spliced from 6 exons. Gene Ontology annotation, cellular component: cilium; centriole; intraciliary transport particle B. Gene Ontology annotation, biological process: intraciliary transport; cilium assembly. Bases 18 to 1280 code for a protein of 420 amino acids. The record is from RefSeq and is a predicted model, not a curated record.